Trypanosoma grayi is the source of this 2082-nucleotide messenger RNA. Its product is annotated as HEAT repeat-containing protein. The coding region runs from base 1 to 2082 and encodes 693 amino acids. The record is from RefSeq and is a predicted model, not a curated record. The transcript has a single exon. NCBI's taxonomy places the organism in Eukaryota, Euglenozoa, Kinetoplastea, Trypanosomatida, Trypanosomatidae. Gene Ontology annotation, cellular component: endosome membrane; PAS complex. Gene Ontology annotation, biological process: phosphatidylinositol biosynthetic process; positive regulation of kinase activity.
AUGUUAGAGCCCUUCAUUUCGCCACAGACACUGAGGCUGCUGGUGGACUCGAAGGCGGAGUCGCGGCAGAAAGGGGGGCGAGAGGUGGCAUCAAGGGUAGCAGCUGUGUUCCGUGACUCCGCACCGGAGGAGGCGUACGCCACAAUCAUACAGGAGCUGCGCGAAGUGGAGAAGGUCCUCAUUCGAGCAACUGCUGCAGCGUACCGCAGAGGAGGCCUAGGCGCCGUGCGUGCCAUUGCAGGUUCCUUGCCCGCGCGCACGCACUCGAGUGAGGUCAUCAUAUCUCUGGCUACUCUUGUGUUCGACAGUGUGGCAGAUGUGGAUGCAACUGUGCGGCUGGCGGCUUUUGAGGCGGCGCAUACGCUUGUGCGUCAGUUGCAGGCUCAGUUGCUUGAGGUGUGUUUCAUGCAGGUUUUGAGAGGUGUUGCCUGUGGUAUUAAUGACCACGAUAUGCGGGUUGCGAUGUUGGCGAGAGAAGUUUCGUCGUUGCUUCGCGAGAUUGUUACUGGCAACGAGCCUUUUGCCUUACAGACGGAACUUUUCGUCACGUUUAUCACGGAGAUAUUGGCGCCCUAUAUAAGCGCGAUAAACGGUGGACAGCUCCCUGAUUCUCCAGUGGUACAGUGGUGCCUCGAGUGGAUCCACCACGUACUCGAUCUCCCAGGUGAUGAACUUAUUCUCCUGUUGUGGCGUUUUCUAAAACAACUGCUGAUUCUCUCCGGCACACGAUGCGGUUCAGAUGUGUUAUGGUUGAUGCAAAAGUGCCUUCGGGACACGAAGGAUGCCUUCUGUCGGAAUGCCGAUGUACAAUUGGCAAAUCUGCUCGCUAUAGCUGCCGAGUGUGUGGAGGAGGUUGACAUUCCUGCAACCAAGAAGAAUGCGUUGGAAUGGAUAUUAGAGCUGUUGAUGAUUGACAUGGACGAGUUGCUCCACCUUACGCAUGUGGUGGUGGGGGCCUCGUUGUCACAGUUGGGCUCAAAGAGCCUUGAGACACGUGUAGCGGCGCAGAAUGUCAGCAAUAGUCUCAUGCAGCUUAUCGGUACGCAAGAAGGCGGCUGCAAAAAGGUGCCGUAUGAUGCCGUGUUGCGAGUCGUGACAGAGCGAUUCACUGAAAAGGGUACAGAAGAGACGCGUGUUGCGGCGCUGGAGUGGAUUGGGCUUGUGCAUCACGCAGACCCUAAUGUGAUGGAGCGUCGCUUCACAGAGACCUUUAGCUCUUCUUUGAUGCUCUUGUGCGAUCGAUCCGCUCAUGUUGUGCAUAAGUGCAUCGAGACAUUGUGUCUCAUAUCGGGGGAGACACACUUUGACUAUUUCGUUACCCGCCUUAUCGACUUGUUUCAUGCGAAAGCUGAUGUGCUGUUGCCGAAGGUACCGACGAUCAUCAAGCAACUCCAACUGCGGUACCAGGAUGAAGAUUUGGGGCAGUGUGAAAAGUUGUGUCUGAAGCUCGCAGCAGUGCUAGCACUUCAUGAGGACAAGCGCUUCUUGGAGAAGGUUGUCAUAACUCUGAGCACAAUGGUAUUAACUUCAAAAGAGUUUCUUCCGCUUCGCGAAAUUUUAAACCGCGGCGUCAAUGAUGAGCGCGCCCGCAGCACGUUUCUGGGACUGUAUAGGUGUUGGCAUUACAACACAGCAGCGACGCUUGGGCUUUGCCUACUGUCUCGCGCAUACGAGCAUGCUUUCCAAUUAAUUCAGUUUAUGGGCAAUGCAGAGAUGUCUGCGGGUACUCUACUGCAGCUGGAACGACUUGCACAGCUAAUUGAGGCGCCGGUAUUUGCGUUCAUACGUAUGGCGUUGAUGGAGCCGUCCAAGUGUCUGCCGCUCGUACAAACUCUUUUCGCCCUUCAGCUCAUAUUGCCACAGAGCUCUCCGCAUUACACACCACUCUAUCACCGCCUCAAGACGAUUCCUAGUCUCGUCAGACUUGAGCGCGAGGCACAGGCACAUACACCUGAGGAGAAAAAAGACAAUUGUAUCGCCUGGGGGGAAUUACUCGAGCAUAGUAGGGAAGCGCAACAGUGCAUCUCGGAUUUCGAACACAGGCUGUUUCUCCAGCGGUUAGGGGAUACAUCCUUGUCAUGA